GCUGAAGCUACCGGGGUAAAUCAGGAAGAGAAUGCGGCGCAGCUGGGUUAACGUUGACAUUUAAGCAAGUCUGAGGAGUUUGACUGGAAGGACGGAGCUGUCCUUUAUCGACUUCCUCUGGGGCUUCUGCCGGACUUACCCCCGUUUCCAGUUUGUGUAGUUUUUAGCUUCUGCCAAGCGCGAUACCUGUCAAGUGUCUGGACUCAGUGACAAUAGCAACUUCCACUGCUGUACGGAGAUAUUAAAGUGACCGUAUCCUUGUUUGCUAUUUGACCGGGCAGAAAGGGGGAAAACAGGUUUUGCUUCACCUGCUCCCCCCCACCUUGUUACCUGCAGCGGACUUCCUCGCGGCUUUUAACGGCAUUAAUCCAUCCGUCUGGGAUCAAGUUACGGACCAGAAAUGGCUAGCGAGGAGACAGCAGGCGCUGCGCAGCCAGGUGAUGGAAAGGACGGGAGAUCAGGCGCCAUGGCGCUCAACCCCGGAGUGCCCAUCAGGGGGAUAAAGAUGAAAUUCGGCGUGCUUGGUGGCCUGGUGGAAGUUGGAGAAGUUUCCAACCGAGACAUUGUGGAGACUGUGUUCAACCUGCUGGUCGGCGGCCAGUUUGACCUUGAGAUGAACUUCAUCAUCCAAGAACCCGAGAGCAUCGUGUGCAUGGUGGAGCUCUUGGACAAGUGUGAGCCGACCUGUCAGGCCGAGGUCUGGAGCAUCUUCACCGCCAUCCUCAAGAAGAGCGUCCGUAACCUGCAGGCGUGCACUGACGUGGGGCUCAUCCAGCAGGUGCUGCAGCGUAUAUCCACCACCGACAGCAUGAUCGCAGACUUACUGGUGGACAUGUUGGGCGUGCUCGCCAGCUACAGCAUCACAGUAAAAGAGCUGAAGCUUUUCUUCAGCAAACUGCAAGGGGAGAAAGGCCAGUGGCCUCGUCAUGCAGUGAAGCUGUUGUCAGUUCUGAAGUACAUGGCUCACAGGAAUGGCCCUGACUCAUUCUUCAGCUUUCCAGGGAAAAAUGCAGCUGCUAUAGCUCUGCCUCCUGUAGCAAAAUGGCCGUACCAGAAUGGGUUUACAUUCCACACAUGGCUCCGCAUGGAUCCUCUCAACAACAUCAACGUAGACAAGGACAAGCCUUACCUGUACUGUUUCCGCACCAAUAAAGGCAUGGGUUACUCUGCACACUUUGUGGGUGGCUGUUUGAUAGUGACCUCAUUAAAAACCAAGGGGAAAGGAUUCCAGCACUGUGUUAAGUACGACUUCAAACCACAGAAGUGGUACAUGGUGACUCUCGUCCACGUCUACAACCGCUGGAAAAACAGUGAAAUUAGCUGCUAUGUGAACGGGGAACUGGCUUCCUUUGGAGACAUCGCCUGGUUUGUCAACACCAGCGACACGUUUGACAAGUGUUUCCUGGGAUCGUCUGAGACGGCAGAUGCCAACCGUGUGUUCUGCGGACAGAUGGGGGCAGUUUACCUGUUCGGAGAGGCUCUCAGCGCUGCUCAGAUCCUGGCCAUCUAUCAGCUGGGAUCGGGCUACCAGGGCACAUUCAAGUACAAGGCUGAGAGUGACUUGCUGUUUGCGGAGCAUCAUAAGACCUUACUGUAUGAUGGCAAGCUGUCCUCCAGUAUCGCCUUCACUUAUAACCCUCGCGCCACAGACGCACAGCUCUGCCUUGAGUCCUCCCCCAAGGACAACGCCUCCAUUUUUAUUCACUCACCCCACGCUCUCAUGCUGCAGGACGUGAAGGCCGUGGUGACUCACUCAGUGCAGAGUGGCAUACACUCUAUCGGAGGCGUGCAGGUCCUCUUCCCUCUGUUUGCACAGCUGGAUUAUUGCCAGCCCUCCAGCCAUGAGCUGGACACCUCUGUCUGCUGCACUUUGCUAUCCUUUGUGAUGGAGCUCUUGAAGAACUCAGUGGCUAUGCAAGAGCAGGUCCUGGCCUGCAAAGGCUUUCUCGUCAUUGGCUACACUUUGGAGAAGUUUUCCAAGGUGCAUGUGACGCGGCCCGUCCUGGAAAUUGUGCUGGCCUUUUCCAGAUACCUCAGCAACUUGCAGAAUGGCAUCUUGCUGCUCAAACAGCUGUGUGACCACAUUCUGUUCAACCCUGCCAUCUGGAUCCAUGCCCCUGCCAAGGUGCAACUGACACUGUACACUUACCUGGCAACAGAGUUCAUCAGCACAGUGACCAUCUACAACACCAUUCGCAGGGUGGGCACCGUGCUGCAGGUCAUGCACACACUGAAGUACUACUACUGGGUCGUCAACCCCCAGAACCGCAGUGGAGUUGUGCCCAAAGGCCUAGAUGGUCCAAGGCCAAACCAUAAGGAGAUCCUUUCUCUGCGAGCCUUUCUGCUGUUGUUUGUCAAGCAGCUCAUAAUGAAGGAUCAUGGAGUGAAGGAAGAUGAGCUGCAGAGCAUCCUCAACUACCUCCUUACCAUGCAUGAGGACGACAAUCUCAUGGAUGUACUGCAGUUGUUGGUGGCUCUGAUGUCUGAACAUCCUGGGUCCAUGGUCCUGGCCUUCGACCAGCGCAACGGGAUUCGUGUGAUUUACAAGCUUUUGGCCUCAAAAAGUGAAGGAAUACGAGUGCAGACACUCAAAGUGUUGGGCUACUUUCUGAAAUACUUGCCGCCAAAGAGGAAACCCGAGGUCAUGCUGAGUCAUGGCCUUUUCUCCCUGCUCACCGAACGCCUGAUGCUCCACUCCGGCCAGUUCAGCAUGACAACCUACAACGUGCUCUUUGAGAUUCUUACAGAGCAGAUCUGCACUCAAGUGAUCCAUAAACAGCAUCCGGACCCCGACUCCGCUGUGAAGAUUCUCAACCCACAAAUUCUGAAGGUAAUAGCGGCUCUGCUGAAGACCUCACCCCCAUCCCCCGAGAGCAUGGAGGUGCGCAAGGUCUUUCUGUCAGACAUGAUCAAACUGUUCAAUAACAGCCGAGAAAACCGCAGGAGCCUGCUGCAGUGCUCGGUGUGGCAGGAGUGGAUGCUCUCUCUGUGCUACAUCAGCCCGCAAAACAGCGAGGAGCAGAAAAUCACAGAGAUGGUGUACGCCAUCUUCCGCAUCCUGCUUUACCACGCUAUCAAAUAUGAGUGGGGCGGCUGGCGCGUCUGGGUGGACACCCUGUCCAUCACCCACGCCAAGGUCACCUUUGAGCAGCACAAAGAGAAUCUGUCCCGUAUGUUCAGUCAGUACCAGCGUCAGGGGUCGGCCGGCUCGCUGAGCGCAAUCCGAACCAUCUCUGGUGUCAGCCAGAGCUCGGAGACCAUGCAGUGUGUCAACGGGCAACCUGCAGAGGAGACGGCCCCGUCCACCGUCAUUGAGCUCACAGUGGACGAACUGUCCCAGAAGUCCCCUGACUCAACAUCUAGUUCCACCGUCACUUCCAGCUCACCCGAGGCUGCUGCUGAUGGCAGCGGACAACCAUCCAUCACCGUGUCCAACAUCCUGGCCAGGGCAGAAGAAGAAGAAGAAGAAGAAGAAGAGGAGGAGAAGAAGUUUGUUCAGGAGUCUUCCAAGGAUGGCUCCUGUGAUGGAAAGGAGACGGAAGCUACUGUGACACAAGCAAACGAUAAAGAAGAACAAAGUGAAGAGACCAGCCGGCAAGAACCAGCGACCGAGACUUCCGCUGACGAGAGCGCCGAUGAUCUACAAACAUCGGUUAGCGGCCAGUCUGAAACUGAUGACAAAAAAGCACAGGAAGAGGUUGGAGACUCUGCUGCAACAUCUGCGAGUGAUGAUGCACCUGUAGCAGAUGAAGGUAAAUCUGAACCUAUCGACCAGGAAUCAUCUAACUCCACGACAGAAGAAGCAGAUACAGAACUGCCCGUGGUUUCAGAACAAGACGGUAAGACUGACCAAAUGUCCCCUGAACCCGCGGACUGUUUGGAGAAAAGUGCGCUGGGUGGAGCCUCCGGCUUCAACGAGGACCUGGUGGACGCGUCUUCUGUCAGCGACCAGAUCCUCCCAAGCGAUGCUGAUGAUAGCCAAGAGGAGUCCUCUUAUGCUUCAGCUGUUGCCGGAGAGGAAGGGGAGGUAGGAACAAAUGAGGAAGAUAAACCUGAAGAUGAUCAGAAAGGUCAUGAGAUGAAGACUGACGAAGAAAAUGAUGAGAAGCAGGAGGUUGGCGUACAAGAAAAAGCUGAGGAGAGUGAAACUGAAGAGAAACAAGUGUCUAGUUUGGAGAGUGACACUUCUCCAGCUGAAACACCUGAACAAAGUGUGAUCGAAGCACCCAAAGAAAAAGUUAAAGAUGAACAGUCUUCCUCCAUAACCGAAACCGCUACUGUCGAGCAGCAUCCCCCUGACACCACACCGCCCUCUACAGCCCAGGAGGGUGCAGCAGCACCAUCAGGCUCCACCUCACCAAGCCAGCCUACAGAGACCACCAGCACCACUGAAGAAGAAAACCUGUCCAGUCCCCCAGACAGCAGCACAGCAGCCUCCACCUCUGACACCUCCACCUCUGACACCCAGAACAGUGCAGACUCUGUCAGCAAGACCAAAGAGAUCAAAAUUGCCCGACUGGACGUGUCCAAUGUGGCCUUAGACACGGAGAGACUUGAAUUAAAGGAGACCUCUACAACAGAAACACACCAAGCCCAGCCAGCAGCCGCAGCAGCAGCAGCAGCAGCAGCAGCAGCAGCGUCUUCAGGUCAGCAGAGAGAGGGCAGCACUUCGGCUCCUCGCUCCACCAUGUUCCGUAUCCCAGAGUUCCGCUGGUCGCACAUGCACCAACGCCUCCUGGCUGACUUGCUCUUCUCUAUUGAGACAGAUGUCCAGAUGUGGAGAAGUCACUCCACAAAGACAGUUUUGGACUUUGUGAACAGCAGUGAGAACGUGGUGUUUGUCCACAACAGUAUUCACAUCAUCUCCCAGGUGGUGGACAACCUCAUCAUGGCUUGUGGAGGCAUUUUACCUCUGCUCUCUGCUGCCACCUCCUCCUCUCAUGAGCUGGAGAACAUUGAACCAUCCCAAGGCUUGACGGUGGAGUCUUCAGUCACCUUCUUGCAGCGCCUCAUCAGCCUCGUGGACGUCCUCAUCUUUGCCAGCUCACUCAACUUCACCGAGAUCGAAGCUGAGAAGAACAUGUCGUCGGGAGGCAUCCUGCGACAGUGCCUUCGCCUGGUUUGUGCUAUGGCAGUGAGAAACUGUCUGGAGUGUCAGCAAGCCCAAUUUAACCAUGGCGCAGAAGCCUCAGCACGCAGCUACACGGCCAUGCCCAACACUGGAGCUGCGCAGAGUCCUGUUGACGCAGUGACAGGUGGGAUGUCUCCAGUCAGAGACUUUGACCGUCUUCUGCAGGACAUGGACAUUAACCGCCUCAGGGCUGUCGUCUUCAGAGAUAUCGAGGACAGUAAACAGGCUCAGUUUCUGGCGCUUGCUGUUGUCUACUUCAUCUCAGUCCUCAUGGUGUCUAAGUACCGCGACAUCCUGGAGCCCCACAAUGACAAGAAACGCCCUCAACGAUCCCAGUCCGCCCGGAGCACAGAUAGCGGCGCCAUUUCCGGUGGACUAGAAGUGGAGAACGGUGUCUCUCUCCGGCGGUAUGAUUCUGGCAUCGGAGACGACCACACCUCAACGGCCGCAAGCGACGCAGACCUGUCAUCCUCUGGCGUGACUCACGGUCCAGACGCCAUCUCAGAGGCCCUGUGCACGCUGUCCUCUGAGGUCAGACCUUCUCUGCCCGCUGACUCAAAGGGCAAGAAUGUGAAGGACAUCCUGCGCAGCCUCGUGAGCUCUCCAGCCGAUGACAUCAUGGUGGACCCAAGUCUGCUGCCACCAACAUUUCUUGGAGGUCUGGGCGACGCAGCCAGAGAAUCAUCACUGCAGUUCCGCUCAUUUGAUAGAAGUGUCGUUGUUGCACCUAAGAAAGCUGGCAUGGCACCAUCUCCAGGCGCUGCCGUCCCAGCAGCCACUGCUGCGUCUGUGUCCGGUGGAACACCCAACGACGGCGUUGCCGUAGUCUCUUCUGGAGACUCCUCCCAGAGCACCUCUGCAGACUCUGCAGCUACAGGCGGCCAGGUUCCAGCCAGCGCUAGCCUGCCAUCUGUCCCCCCGCUCUCCCCUGUGACCCAGAACACAGCCCCCAAUAUGAGUAUCUCCGAGCGUCUGGAAAAUGCUCUGGAGAAGGCGGCUCCUCUGCUGAGAGAGAUCUUCGUGGACUUCGCUCCCUUCCUCUCUCGGACUCUGCUGGGCAGCCACGGACAAGAGCUCCUUAUUGAAGGCACGAGCCUCGUGUGUAUGAAGUCCAGCAGCUCAGUGGUGGAGCUCGUCAUGCUCCUGUGUUCACAGGAAUGGCAGAACUCCAUCCAGAAGAAUGCAGGUCUCGCCUUUAUCGAGUUGGUCAACGAAGGCAGGCUGCUGAGUCACACAAUGAAGGACCACCUGGUUCGUGUGGCUAAUGAAGCUGAAUUUAUCCUCAGCCGACAGAGGUCUGAAGACAUUCAUAAACAUGCAGAGUUUGAGUCAAACUGUGCGCAGUACGCGGCGGAGAAGCGAGACGAGGAGAAAAUGUGCGACCACCUGAUCCGAGCAGCCAAGUACCGCGACCAUGUGACGGCCACACAGCUCAUCCAGAAGAUAGUCAACAUCCUGACUGACAAACAUGGAGCCUGGGGAAGCUCUUCAAAGAGCCGGCCGAGGGAGUUCUGGCGCCUGGACUACUGGGAGGACGAUUUAAGGCGGCGACGUCGCUUCAUCAGGAACCCCUCUGGAUCCACUCACUCGGAGGCUACGCUCAAGGCCGCGGCCGAACACGUGGCUGGUAUCAGCGCGUCUGAAGAGGAUAUUCUCAAAGGAAAGCAGUCCAUCAGGAGUCAGGCUCUGGGAAAUCAAAACUCGGAGAGUGAGACAUCACUUGACGGAGACGAUGACACUCUGUCAUCCUUAGAGGAGAAGGACCUGGAGAAUUUAACAGGCCCAGUAAACGUGAGCACCAGUGUUCAGCUGGUGGCUCCCGCCGUGGUGGUGAGAGGCACCCUGUCCAUCACCGCCUCCGAGCUUUACUUCGAGGUGGAUGAAGACGAGCCGGGCUUCAAGGCCAUCGAUCCAAAGAUUCUAGCCUAUACAGAAGGUCUUCAUGGAAAAUGGCUGUUCACAGAGAUCCGUGCCGUCUUUUCCAGACGCUACCUACUGCAGAACACUGCUCUGGAAAUCUUCAUGGCCAACAGAACCGCAGUCAUGCUCAACUUCCCAGAUGCAGCCACGGUCAAGAAGGUGGUGCACAGUCUUCCUCGUGUUGGGGUGGGCACGAACUUUGGCCUUCCACAGACCAGGCGUAUCUCUCUGGCCACACCAAAGCAGCUUUUCAAGGCCUCCAACAUGACCCAGCGCUGGCAACGCCGCGAGAUAUCCAACUUUGAUUACCUUAUCUUUCUCAACACCAUCUCUGGUCGGACCUUUAAUGACCUAAAUCAGUACCCGGUCUUCCCCUGGGUUAUCACCAACUACGACUCCGAGGAAUUCGACCUCACUCUGCCCAGCAACUUCAGAGAUCUGUCCAAGCCCAUCGGUGCUCUGAACCCCAAGAGGGCGGCAUUCUUUUCAGACCGAUGUGAGUCCUGGGAGGAUGAUCAGGUGCCGAAGUUCCACUAUGGCACCCACUAUUCCACCUCCAGCUUCACCAUGAUGUGGCUACUGCGCAUCGAACCCUUCACCACGUUUUUUCUCAACUUCCAAGGAGGGAAGUUUGACCACGCUGACCGCACCUUCUCCUCAGUGUCCCGGGCCUGGAGGAACUGCCAGAGAGACACAUCUGACGUUAAGGAGCUGAUCCCAGAGUUCUACUACCUCCCCGAGAUGUUUGUCAACGCCAACAGUUACAACUUGGGAGUGAUGGAGGACAGCACUGUAGUCUCUGAUGUGGAGCUGCCGCCUUGGGCCAAGAGCCCAGAGGACUUCGUACGCAUCAAUCGGCUGGCUCUGGAGAGCGAGUUCGUGUCCUGCCAGCUCCACCAGUGGAUCGAUCUGAUCUUCGGCUACAAGCAGCAAGGACCUGAAGCCACCAGAGCGCUCAAUGUUUUCUAUUAUCUGACCUACGAAGGUGCAGUCAACCUGAGCUCCAUCAACGACCCCAUGCUCAGAGAGGCUGUAGAGUCUCAAAUUAGGAGUUUUGGACAGACCCCCUGCCAGUUGCUUAUUGAGCCACACCCACCCCGAAGCUCAGCCAUGCAAGUGUAUCUUCUCCUGCAGACGCCGCUGAUGUUCACGGAGCAGAUGCAGCAGGAUGUUAUCAUGGUGCUGAAGUUCCCGUCCAACUCUCCCGUGACCCACGUGGCGGCCAACACCCAGCCAGGUCUAACGUCCCCUGCCAUCAUCACCGUCACCGCCAACCGCAUCUUUGCCGUCAACAAGUGGCACGGCCUGACAGGUCAUCAGAGCUCAACGGUGCAGGACCAGCAGUACCAACUUCCUGUGGAAAUUGACCCUCUGAUAGCCAAUAACGUGAGCAGUCACCGUCGUCAGAUCUCAGACCUGCUGGAUCAAAGCAUUCAGAUCAGCUCGCAGUGUUUCAUCAUCACAGCCGACAACCGCUUCAUCCUCCUGUGCGGCUUUUGGGACAAGAGCUUCCGGGUCUACUCCACCGACUCAGGCAAACUGACUCAGAUAGUGUUUGGGCAUCGUGACGUGGUGACGUGUCUGGCUCGCUCGGAGUCGUACAUUGGAGGAGACUGCUACGUGCUGUCAGGCUCCAGAGAUGCCACCCUGCUGCUGUGGUACUGGAACGGGAAGCUCAACAGCAUUGGAGAGAGCCCAGGCACAGAGUUUACCACACCGCGGGCCAUCUUAACGGGCCACGACUGUGAAGUGACAUGCGCAAGUGUGUGUGCAGAGCUGGGUCUCGUCAUCAGUGGCUGCAAAGAGGGUCCUUGUCUGAUCCAUUCCAUGAAUGGUGACCUGCUGCGGACCCUGGAGGGCCCCGAGCGCUGCCUGCGGCCUCGUCUCAUCCAGUCCUCCACUGAGGGACACUGCAUGAUCUACUACGACAAGGGACACUUUUGUAACUUCAGUGUCAACGGAAAACUGCUCGGCCACAUGGAGGUGGAAGACAGCAUCAAGGCCAUGUAUCUCAGUCGGGACGGCCAGUAUCUGCUGACGGGCGGCGAUGGAGGUGUAGUUUCUGUCUGGCAGGUCCACGACCUCAAACAGCUGUUCACCUACCCCGGCUGUGACGCAGGAAUCCGCUCCAUGACCAUGUCACAUGACCAAAGGUGCAUCAUAACCGGCAUGUCAUCUGGAAGCAUCGUGCUCUUCUACAACGACUUCAACAGAUGGCACCACGAGUACCAGACGAGGUACUGAGCCGACUCGACUGACCAACAUCCAAACGGUGUGAACUUAUCAAAGGCACUACUCUGUCUAUAUCCUGAAUGUAAGAAACACACCUGUCCUGUUAUAGUAAAAGAAAAUCAAAACUAUUUUUAAAAAGGGCAUUGCUAUAUUUUGUAGAUCAGAUAGAAAACUUUCAUACAAAUCACAGGGUGAGGGUUAUGUUUCUGUACGGUUAAAACAAAUCUAUUUUUAGCUGUAAGAGUCUAUUUUCAUCUCCUCCGGAAAACAAAAGCGGGAUUUGUUGGGAGCUAGCGAGAACCUUAAAAAAAAAAAUCCAAAUAUUUGUGUACUUUAGGGUGAGUGAUCUUUUUUUUCUCUUGUAGGUGUGUAUGUGGGGAAUAAUUAUUAAGCUGUCAUUCACGUUUUAACAUGCUUUUUUGGCAACACAGCCAGUAGAUAUGAAAUGUUUGAAUAAAUAAUAAAUGUAUUGGAUAGAAGGAUAAACCAAGAGGGAAUAUACAUAUACAUAUAAAUAUCUAUAUAUUCUGUUUAAAUGUAGUCCUCCAUAUUUAAACCUUUCCAUUCCCUGUGUUCCUCUGUGCUUGCUAAGAGAUUGGGUUCCUGUGCAUGGCUCACUACUCGUAUAAAACAUAUCAGCGCAGACGUAUCGCAUUUUCAUUUAAUACUUCCAGAUAUUUAAAAAUAAAACUUUCCACCCAGUGAUGUUAAAGAUGAGCAGGAUGUCUCUUUUACAUUUCUUUCCCAAAUGACAAAAGGUGAAUAAUUGUUUUCUAAAAUAGAAAUCUUGAUUGCCUGUGAUGGAAAGUCUUGAGAUCACAUGACUCGCGUCAUAUCAUCGCGGCCAGCUUAGCAUCUUUAAAGUCCUCUCGAGUCCCGUCUCCAAAGCAGCGAGCAGCAGAGUGAGAUGUUCUCGGACGGGAAGGACUUUCUCUAUUUCAGUCUGAGCUUCUUCUUUCUCUUAGUUCAUCACAGGAGCAGUGAUUAUGUUAAGAUGUGCUUCAGCACUAAACUGGCACAUUUCCUUUUGUCUAAAAAAAUAAACGUCCACUUAUAUCUUUUUCAUUUUGGGGGGAAAACAUUCCUUUAAAGAUUGUGGUUUGAAUCUCCAGUUAUAUGAGAACUACUGUUAUCUAUCAACCAAUAUUUUUUUGCAAUAAUUUGAGUGUUUUGUGUGCCGAGUUCUGAAAAUAAAAUAGAAUUUUAUAACUUGAA
This is a messenger RNA of Cottoperca gobio, 10498 nucleotides long. RefSeq names its product LPS-responsive vesicle trafficking, beach and anchor containing (gene lrba). The record is from RefSeq and is a predicted model, not a curated record. Gene Ontology annotation, molecular function: protein kinase binding. NCBI's taxonomy places the organism in Eukaryota, Metazoa, Chordata, Actinopteri, Perciformes, Bovichtidae. Gene Ontology annotation, cellular component: membrane; cytosol. Gene Ontology annotation, biological process: intracellular protein localization.